AUGGGAGUUAAAAACCCUAGCUCAUAUAAAUCGUGUAGCCAGGAUGGUAACGUAUGCGUCACGUGGGAAAACGACCGGAAACUCGUGAUGACAACUCGUAAAGAAAAUGACGUCACAUGCUAUGAUGUUUCUUGGUCGGCCUUGUCUUGUGUUUCUCAAGAACUAAAAGACUGCUUAAACAUGUCCGGACAUUGGUAUGGAGGUUUUCAAGAUUGGAAUCAAUACUGGCCUAUGAAUAUCAUUCAACAAAAACUGGCACCUUAUGUGGCGUCUGAUUCGUAUGCAAAAAUGUACGGCGGUGUAUUAGAACGAUAUUUCUUGUCGUCUGCCGGAUAUGGUGUAUUUAUUGACCAAGAUGUCCCAUUGCACCUGUCAAUGAACGAAAACAACACACGUCAAUUUUGCAUGUCCGCUAAAUACACCCAAUAUCCUUACAUCAACUAUGAUAACAGUCUUCCAUAUCUGAAUUAUUCUGUAUGUUAUGCCAAUAAUAUCAGAAAAGUUCACGAUUACAUGUCUAAAACCUAUAUACCCCGUCCAGAAAACAUUCCCGACGAGAAACUUUUCAAAUCACCAAUUUGGUCCACAUGGGCCAUGUACAAGAAGGAUAUCAAUGAAACUCAAUUGGAAGAAUUUGCUGAUGAUAUUAUAUCCAAUAAUUUUCCCCAUUCCCAGAUUGAACUUGAUGACGAGUGGACCGUCCGUUAUGGUGACAUGGGUUUCGACUUAAAUAAAUUUCCAGACCCAGCAGCCAUGGUGAGACGAUUAAAUAAUAAAGGAUUUCGGGUGACUAUAUGGGUUCAUCCUUUCUUCAAUGAAGAUUCCACAUCUUUCAAAGAAGCCUAUGAAAAGAGAUACCUUGUACGCCAGUUGGACAGCAAUUUGCCAGCACUCGUUAGCUGGUGGAGAGGGAAAUUAGCUGGUAUUCUGGAUGUAACUAAUCCCGAGGCUGUGUCAUGGUACCUAAAACAACUUCAAAAUCUGAAAACCAAUUAUAAUAUUAGUUCCUUUAAAUUUGAUGCAGGCGAAGUAAACUGGUUGCCAAAUGUGUAUAGUGUUAAUUCUACAUACAGGAAUCCCGAUGUGUACACACAAAAAUGGGCAGAGCUGGCAUAUGAAUCAGACAAAAAUAUCCGACAUCAGGAGGUUCGCGUCGGUGCUAGGACUCAAAGACUACCGAUAUUUAGUCGCAUGCUGGACAGAGAUUCCACCUGGACAAGAAGUAACGGUCUGAAAACUAUUAUACCAUGUGCCUUAACUUUUGGAUUAAUCGGAUACCCUUUUGUUCUCCCGGACAUGAUCGGUGGUAAUGCUUAUGAUGCCGCUGAUGGAUUAGAAGCCAGGAACUAUCCAGAUCAAGAACUAUUUAUUAGAUGGUUGCAGGUGAACACGUUCCUGCCUUCCAUGCAGUUUUCAGUCCCACCGUGGAUCUACAAUGACACCACUCUUACGACUGAAGCUAGAAAAUUAAUAGACCUUCACACAUCUUACACACCGACAAUUGUAAGACUUGCUCGAGAAGCAACGGUAACUGGAAGUCCUAUUAUCAGACCAUUGUGGUGGGUAGCUCCUACUGACGCUAUAACGUUUAUGAUAGAUGAUGAAUUUCUAUUAGGCAACGAUAUUUUAGUUGCCCCUGUAGUCAUUCAAGGUGAUUUGUCUAGGGAUAUUUAUCUACCAGCAGGGCGAUGGCAAGAUAAACUUAGAAACACUGUUAGGGAUGGAGGAAAGUGGCUCACCAAUUAUAAAGCUAGUCUUUAUGAACUGCCAUAUUUUAUAAGAGUAUAG
Messenger RNA from Lottia gigantea (owl limpet), 1788 nucleotides. RefSeq lists its product as hypothetical. The record is from RefSeq and is a predicted model, not a curated record. Gene Ontology annotation, molecular function: hydrolase activity, hydrolyzing O-glycosyl compounds. Gene Ontology annotation, biological process: carbohydrate metabolic process. NCBI's taxonomy places the organism in Eukaryota, Metazoa, Mollusca, Gastropoda, Lottiidae. The transcript has a single exon. The coding region runs from base 1 to 1788 and encodes 595 amino acids.